This is a messenger RNA of Lecanosticta acicola, 645 nucleotides long. The record is from the annotation of a GenBank genome assembly. Lineage: Eukaryota; Fungi; Ascomycota; Dothideomycetes; Mycosphaerellales; Mycosphaerellaceae.
AUGGCCAGUAUAUACCAACCCCGACCCGACGUCUCGUUCGUCGCGCUCCGCACUCAUCUGCAGAGCCUGCCGACUCCGCUCUUGGCACCGCGUAAAGUCUGCGAUCCGUCAUUGAGCGACAAGAUAGCAUCCCUCUACCUGCACCCGGCACUGGAAGCCCUGCUGCACCUCCUCAACCAUGACUUGCCCUCGGCCCACUUUCUCGUCCGGCAUAUGCAGUCCCCGCCGGCCUAUGAGGGCAUGUACUUGCACGGGAUCCUGCACCGCAUUGAAGGCGACAUGGAUAACGCGAGGGCCUGGUAUUGCGAUGUCGCUGAGUCAGAGCCGUUCGAGCUGAUCUGGACGAAGGCCACGGAAGAAGAGAGGCAGUCUGUCCAGGGGAGCGAGAAGAAAUUGCCGGCGCAGAAGACUGCUCGCGAUUUCCUCGACCGAAUCGAGAGCCUCGCCCAGAGCAAGCACGGCGAUAGAGGGCCGCUGGUCGAGGAGAGUAGGCGAGAGCUAGAGAGUCUGCUGCGCUGGUGUGUUGAUCGCUUUGGCACGGAGAGUUGUGUAGAUGCCACUCAGGUCUGGGUCCAGCCUAGCCAGGAGAUCUCGGAGAAGGGCGCAAGGAUGGUGACGGGCAGCGAGGGCUUCAGGAUGUUCUAG